AUGGCUGCCGCUACACCAUCUUCACCUUCAUCUCCGACUCCAGCUGCUGCGGUUCAAUCUGCGGGAAAUGCAACUCCAGCGGCUGCGGUUCAACCUGCGGGAGUACCACAAGGUGAAGCAAAACCACCGGUUGCUCUCAUAGCAGUACCGAUACCACCCAAUAAACCAAAUGAGCCAGCCUUUCAAUUAAAAAUUGAGCCAGACACAAGACUGGAAUUUAAAAGUGACAAAUUAACGGAAGAACCGUGCCAGAUUGAAGUUAAAUUGACAAAUCCCACAAAGGAUAGACAAACAUUUAAGGUGAAAUGCACAUCGAAUGAUAUAUUUCGGGUACGUCCAGCGCUUGGAUUUUGCAAUGCCGAAACUUCGACUUCAAUUAAAAUUAUAUUUUCAAGUAAAACCGUACCUGAGAGCGGAAGACAUUAUUUUGCAUUUUAUCAUAUGAAAAGCGAUGAGAAGGAAAAGACUGCUCGACAAGUUUGGACACCGGAAUCGAAGUUUGAAGGUGUACGCCGUAUUAUGGUUUACUUCCUCAAAAAUGAUGGAACUGCAGCUACACCUACUGGUGGUAAUAUAGUGCAAACUGGUAACGCACCUCCCGCUAGCGCACCUGCCGGUGGUGCUACACAAGCGGCUGCAACACCAGCAGCAAAUGCACCUACUCCAGCUUUAGCUGCGGAUACAAAACAACCAGUUGCGGAUGCGAAAGGAGGAGCAGCUGCGGCUGCAAAAGAAUCGCCUGCUGCAGCAAAAUGA
Cercopithifilaria johnstoni is the source of this 756-nucleotide messenger RNA. NCBI's taxonomy places the organism in Eukaryota, Metazoa, Nematoda, Chromadorea, Rhabditida, Onchocercidae. The record is from the annotation of a GenBank genome assembly.